Molecule: messenger RNA, 3147 nt
Organism: Hypoxylon trugodes
Lineage: Eukaryota; Fungi; Ascomycota; Sordariomycetes; Xylariales; Hypoxylaceae
Product: NAD-specific glutamate dehydrogenase
Exons: 2
Coding region: 1-3147 (1048 amino acids)
Cellular component (GO): mitochondrion
Molecular function (GO): L-glutamate dehydrogenase (NAD+) activity
Source: RefSeq, a predicted model, not a curated record
AUGACGACAAACGGGUUGGCUCCGUCUCCUUCUCCUGCCCCAGCUAAUAAGCUGUUGGGUAAGGUUCAAAAUGCAGACUCGCCCUCACGACAUCCUUCACCUCAACCUACCCACUUCUCAGUACCCCUGGGAAGUCUUGGCACCAAUGGACACAGGGUUCUACGCUCUGCCACGGUAGGAUAUAUCGCACCAGAGUUUAAGGGACGUGAUGAGCAAAUAAAACAAGUUAAGGAAAAGAUCCUUAAGCAAGGUUGGAUCCCAGAAUCACAUCUUGACGAACAAGUCUCAUGGUUCUACAAUGAACUUGGUAUCGACGAUGUCUACUUCCAGAUGGAGAAUGUUGAAGUCAUCGCGACUCACAUUACCUCCAUGUAUGCUGCCAAGGUUGCCGCAUACGCUCGUGUAGACAAACGUGAAGAGAUCCGUUUGGAUAUGGAAGCCACCGACCACGCCAUCUAUAUCGAUACUAGUGUUCCCGGUCAGAGUUCGUUACAUGGUCCACGAUUCGAAAACAGGCUUGAAGCCAAAUACCUGGACAAUGCCGACCCCAACAAGCGCUUCCGUGUCGAGACAUUCCGAUCUCCUGGUACCAUCUCCAACGACCCCUCUUCUAAGGCCUCUCUGCGAUGCUAUUUCGUAUACCAAUGUCAAUUCGUGGACCCGAACCCCGAGCCGGGCGAGACGCGUCUAGAAAUCAUCAGCGAUCGGAUGUUCUUGACUAAAGCGACUAAAAAUACCAAGCAAAUUUACGACGACAUUAUCAAACUUGCCGUUUCUAGGACCGGACCUGUCAUCGAAGUAUUCGAUAUCGAGGGCACUGAAGAGAAGCGUCUCGUCAUGGCUUUCCGUUCUCGUACCGCCCGGGGUAUCUUCAGCGCUAUGAGCGACCUUUACCACUACUAUGGUGUAACUAGCACCAGGAAGUACGUGGAACAAUUCUCUAACGGUAUCACGGUCAUGAGUAUUUACUUGAAGCCGGCCACAAAUCUUGACUCCAAGCCUAUGCCGAUUGAACAAUCAAUCCAUCAGAUCACCAAAGAGAUUUCUCUCCUUUACUGCAUACCCCAGAACAAGCUUCACUCCCUAUUUGCGUCGGGCGCACUAAGCUUGCAAGAGACCGUAUAUGGCCACUGUGUCUGGGUAUUCGUUCAACACUUCCUCAACCGUCUUGGUACAGAAUACGUGUCAAUUAAGCAGGCCUUAGAUCCGAAAAACCCGGCACAUGUGGAAAUCCUUUCCAAAUUGAAGCGUCGUCUUCGUACCGAAACCUUUACGCCAGAUUACAUCCUUGAGAUCAUUUCUUCAUACCCCAACUUGGUCCGGACGCUGUAUGCCGCAUUCGCAAGUGUCCAUCUGAGUGUCGGUCCCGGCUUUGAGAAAAGCAUCAUUGCACCGACUCCCUCCGUCGAAGUCUUAUCCGAUGCCCGCCUUAAGCAGGAAAUUACCCGAGAAGUGUCUAAUGAACACGAAGAAAUGGUAAUGACGGCUUUCCGCAUUUUCAACAAUGCCAUCAUGAAGACCAACUACUUCACACCCACAAAAGUGGCUCUCAGCUUUCGAUUGGACCCGACAUUCCUGCCUGAGGUUGAGUAUCCCAGGCCGUUAUACGGCAUGUUCCUCGUGAUUAGUGCUGAAGCCCGUGGUUUUCACCUUCGCUUCAAGGAUGUUGCUCGAGGCGGAAUCCGUAUUGUCAAAUCCCGUAGCAAGGAGGCGUACGGUAUAAAUGCACGAAACCUCUUCGAUGAGAACUAUGCACUUGCGAGCACUCAACAGCGCAAGAACAAGGAUAUCCCCGAAGGUGGCUCAAAGGGUGUGAUACUCCUUGAUGCCAAGCAGCAGGAUCGUGCGCGGGAAGCAUUCGAGAAGUAUAUUGAUAGUAUCUUGGAUCUUCUACUUCCCGCCGAAACUCCUGGUAUCAAGAACCCUAUUGUGGAUCUUUACCGCAAGGAAGAAAUUCUUUUCUUGGGUCCGGAUGAGAACACUGCCGACCUUGUUGAUUGGGCUACGGAACAUGCGCGCUUCCGUGGUGCACCAUGGUGGAAGUCGUUCUUCACUGGCAAGUCGCCUAAGCUCGGUGGUAUCCCCCACGACGAAUAUGGUAUGACGACAUUAUCCGUCCGUGAAUACGUCAAGGGUAUCUACCGGAAGAUGAACCUAGACCCAUCCCAAGUGAGGAAGAUGCAGACUGGAGGCCCUGAUGGUGACUUGGGAAGUAACGAGAUUCUUCUCAGUAAUGAGAAGUACACGGCUAUCGUUGAUGGAUCUGGUGUACUCGUUGACCCCAACGGUAUUGACAAGGAAGAACUCAUUCGAUUAGCCAAGAAGCGUGUUAUGAUUUCGCAAUUUGAUCUCUCCAAGCUAUCCAAGGAUGGAUUCAGAGUCUUAUGCGACGAUAGCAACAUUACCUUACCGACUGGUGAGGUCGUCCCUAACGGUACACCCUUCCGCAACUUCUACCAUCUCAGAGAUUCUGGCUUAACCGACUGCUUCGUCCCGUGUGGUGGUCGUCCCGAGUCCAUUGACCUUUCUACCGUGUCCAAAUUGAUUAAAGACGGCAGGACAACUAUCCCCUACAUUGUUGAGGGAGCCAACUUAUUCAUUACUCAAGAUGCGAAAUUGCGUCUGGAGAAGGCUGGCUGCAUCCUCUUCAAGGACGCCUCUGCCAACAAGGGUGGUGUGACGUCAUCAUCACUUGAAGUCCUCGCUUCCCUCAGCUUUGAUGAUGAGGGUUUCGUUGAGAACAUGUGCCAUAACUCUAAGGGAGAAGCACCUGAGUUCUACAAGGCAUACGUCAAACAAGUACAGGCCACAAUCUGCGAAAACGCCCGCCUAGAAUUUGAGGCGAUCUGGCGAGAACACGAACAAACUGGUGUACCAAGGUCCGUGCUUUCCGACACGCUUUCUCUAGCCAUCACCACACUAGAUGAGGAGCUACAAAAAUCGGAUCUCUGGGAGAAUCCUAAGAUCCGAAGAUCUGUUCUUGCAGAUGCUCUACCCAAGUUGCUUAUCGACAAGAUUGGUCUAGACACUAUUAUCAGCCGUGUACCCGACUCGUAUCUUCGUGCAAUUUUCGGAAGUUAUCUCGCUUCCCGCUUCGUAUAUGAAUUUGGCAGCAGCCCUAGCCAAUUUGCAUUCUAUGAUUUGUAA